AUGGGAAUGAGGUUGGAGUCUGCAGAAGUUCAGGAGAUUCUAAAACAGUUUGUUAUUAGCGACGAUGAUUUGCACGUCAUUAGCUGUAAGAUAGAAGCAGAAAUGAAAGCUGGUCUUGCCAGUGUAGACGGGUCUUCAAUAGCCAUGUUGCCCUCCUACGUACCAGCGUUGCCUGAUGGAUCUGAGGAAGGCAAGUACGUGGCGAUCGAUCUUUCCGGUAAAAAUUUACGUAUAAUGUUACUCACUCUCAAUGGUACUGGACGUGAACCUGCUGCUGUUAACAACAAUUAUAUUGUACCUAAUCAUGUGAUGAAAGGCACUGGUGAUCAACUAUUCACAUUUAUUGUCAACUGUCUGCAACGUUUCCUGCAAGAGUUUGGUCUAGUCGAAGCCAACCUACCCAUCGGUUUUGUUUUUUCCUAUCCAUGUGAGCUUCUAUCUAUUCGUUCCGCUCGACUGCUGUGGUGGACAAAGGGAUUUGAUAUCAAGGACUGCCUAAGGAAGGAUGUUGUCCAACUGCUGGAGGAGGCUUUGGAAAUGAACAUGGCAAUUGGGCAGCUUGCGGCAGCUGGUCACAAAUAUGGCCCUGAAUGCACGAUCGGUGUUGUUAUAGGUUAUGGUACAGUCUCCAUUGAAGGGUGCAAUUCGUCCUAUUUGGAGAAAACCUCCCGCAUCACAAAAUUCGACGCUAAAGCUAAAGGAUACAAGCACCCCAAUAUGGUAGUCGUUACCGAAUGGGAGGAGUUUUGGCUCGGCAAA
This is a messenger RNA of Ostertagia ostertagi, 759 nucleotides long. NCBI's taxonomy places the organism in Eukaryota, Metazoa, Nematoda, Chromadorea, Rhabditida, Trichostrongylidae. The record is from the annotation of a GenBank genome assembly.